This is a messenger RNA of Oncorhynchus kisutch (coho salmon), 783 nucleotides long. RefSeq names its product somatostatin-1A. The record is from RefSeq and is a predicted model, not a curated record. The transcript has 2 exons. Gene Ontology annotation, cellular component: extracellular region. Gene Ontology annotation, biological process: regulation of cell migration. Gene Ontology annotation, molecular function: hormone activity. NCBI's taxonomy places the organism in Eukaryota, Metazoa, Chordata, Actinopteri, Salmoniformes, Salmonidae. Bases 130 to 474 code for a protein of 114 amino acids.
GACAGGUUCGGAGGGUGCACUAAAACAACAGAAGGAGCAGCAUAACCCGAAGAGAACCCCAUCUCGACUAUCUUCUGCCCAAUUGAACCGCCUUCAUCCAUCCUCUGCCACCCCGAUACACAAAAGAAGAUGCUCUCGACGCGUGUCCAGUGCGCCCUAGCGCUGCUUUCCCUAGCCUUGGCCAUCAGCAGUGUCUCUGCAGCUCCAUCCGAUGCCAAACUUCGCCAGCUUCUUCAACGGUCACUCAUGGCACCUGCAGGCAAACAGGAGCUUGCCAGGUAUACACUUGCAGAGCUGCUCUCAGAGCUUGCACUAGCAGAGAACGAGGCGAUUGAGUCAGAUGACCUGUCUCGUGGCGUGGAGCAGGAGGAUGUGCGUCUCGAGCUGGAGCGUGCAGCUGGCCCAGUACUGGCGCCGCGUGAACGCAAGGCUGGAUGCAAGAACUUCUUCUGGAAAACCUUUACAUCAUGUUAAUUAAUCUACAACCGGGCCUUUACUGCUUAUACUACAUCGCAUCUCUUUAGUUUCAAUAUAAAAAUGUUAUGUCAUUUUAUGCGCCAUGGCUUAACCCGCCAAUCCCAAAAAAUGUAAAUAAAAAUUAUUAUAACUUUAACAACAAUCAUGCUGAUGUCUUUAUCGAUCAUUUGGAUUUUUCCCGAAAUAACACAUGAAUGAAUGUUCUAGAGAUUGUAUGCAAUUCUGCUUUCGACUGUGCUUUAUGUAUUCUGGCAGAUAAACUAUUUUUAAUUGUUUGUUUGAAUAAAAUCUGUGUUUCAGAACCAA